Cucurbita moschata (crookneck pumpkin) is the source of this 1163-nucleotide messenger RNA. Its product is annotated as probable receptor-like protein kinase At1g49730. The transcript has 7 exons. The record is from RefSeq and is a predicted model, not a curated record. Gene Ontology annotation, molecular function: ATP binding; protein kinase activity. The coding region runs from base 138 to 1040 and encodes 300 amino acids. Gene Ontology annotation, cellular component: plasma membrane. Lineage: Eukaryota; Viridiplantae; Streptophyta; Magnoliopsida; Cucurbitales; Cucurbitaceae. Gene Ontology annotation, biological process: protein phosphorylation.
CAGCCGAUAAAGCGUGCGAUUUGCCCAACCGUCUAUAAGAGAAACACCCACGACAAAAUGGAAUGUAGCAAUAUUCAUUAUGCUGGAGAAGUUUCAUCAUUAAUUUUUCCCCACCAGGGUUCUCAAUUUUGCCUGCCAUGGAUCCCUGGAUUCACAGGUUCAGGCAUCGCCUCCUCGCAUGGUUUCAUCGAUCUCGUUCUGUGCCAAUAUUAUACGUGAGGCGUUUUUCGUACACGGAAAUAAAAAGGGCAACUGGUGGGUUCAACAGAGUUGUCUACACCAAUCCUCAGUGUGCUGCUUAUAAUGCUAAAUUUCAAGAUGGCAGUGUUGCAUUGGUAAAAGAACUGAGAGCUUUGAAUGACGAUGUCUUCAAGACGGAAGUGCAGCUCCUUGGACGCUUGCACCAUCGUCAUUUACUUACAUUGAGAGGCUUCUCCACAGGGCAUAAGAGAUUGCUCGUGUUUGACGAGAUUGGCAAUGGAAGCUUGAGGGAUCAUCUUAAUGAUCCUCUCAGGACUCCCUUGAAUUGGAGGGCGAGGCUGCAAAUAGCCGCAGGAGUGGCUGCUGCCUUGGAAUACUUGCUUCUUUUCACCGACCCCCCAAUGUGUCAUGUCUCCAUUUCCUCAAACACUAUUAUGUUAGAUGAAAAUUUCACUGCAAAGAUAUCUGAUGUUGGCUUUCUCUGCUCCCCGGUAAGCAGCGGUGAUCAGGCAGAUGCAUCAAAGGCAGAUGAUUUCAUGGAUGAGAAAUGUGGAAACAUAAUUUACCAGCUGGGAAUCCUAAUCCUGGAGCUCAUAACGGGACAAUCAUCAGAUGGGACAAGCGGCGAUCUCAUCAAAUGGAUCCAAGGGACAAACUUUGCGAGAUCAAUGAACAAGAUGAUCGACCCUGAUCUGGGAAAUAGUUUUGACAACAAAGAGGUGAGAAAUCUUCUAUCAAUAGCAAAGCUGUGUGUAAAGUCCAGAGAAAAGCCAAGAUUCUCCAUUCCACAGAUUUUCCGGUAUCUGCAGAGUAAAGUAGAUGUUACUAGCACCUACUAGUAUUUUCUUCUUCAUUUUUUAUUUUAUUUUUUGUUCCUGUUUUGUUCACGACUUAUUUUCAUAUCCACGUAAAUUAAAUUAUUUUAUUAGGAAAAAAAAAAUCUAUUAUUCUGUUCCUUCUUC